CACUCUCCUUCAGUCGAAGCCAAAUAAAAGCGCAAGGUACAAUGUGCUAACGAAGAAAUUAUUGACUAGCAAAUUGAUUUUUUCGCCCUCCUUUUCCUUACUGACGCUCUAUAAAGUAUCUGGAGAACUAAAUAAAAAGAACAUGCCUGGAUUUAUAUUUCCUGUCCUUUCGAAGCUUACGGAUUGAAAACAAUAAUGCAGAAAAGCCAAGGUGUGACAAUUUUGCUUCACCUUUAAUUUCAGUGUGUGUUGGACAGGUAAAUACUUCCCUAGGCACAUGUAAAUUGUUGUAGAUGAUUGAAUGUAAGGAAUUAUUAAUAGGUCAUACAUAAGAUGUUAUCUCCUGCCUUCCUGUUUCUGCUAACGAGUGAAGCAGGUUAUAGCAGUCUGACCACAUGGUAGCAGAAGACAACUUCAACCCCGUGGCAAUGGCCUCUUGUACCGACGGGUUCCACUUCACCGUGCAGCACAUUCACAUGCGACCCCAGAUGUUCCUGGGCGAGUCCUCCACGCUGGACGAGGUAUUUCUGUCAGGUCGACCCCAGGGUCACCACCACAAGGGGGUGGUGGACUCCGCCGUCUCCCCGGAUGUGGAGCUCCUCAUAGAGAAGGACAAGGAAAGUGAUUUGGACUCUUCGGAAGAAGGAGAUAUUUUAGGUCGCUCUGGACCCAGUUGUUACCAACUCUCCAUUUCAUCUGUGAUACUGAUCUCAAUUAUAUGCAUACUAAUCGUGACUUGUAGACAAUACAUCAAAGAUCUCUUACUAUGGUUGGAACAAACAGACCCCUACAUUAGUGUAUUUAUUUUCCUCCUCCUCUUCAUUGUGACCUCGUUUCCCAUGGCCUGGGGGUACAUACUCCUCAUGGUGGCCGCGGGGUAUCUCUACGGUUAUAUCUAUGGACCUAUAGUGGUACUGAUAUGUGGGACCGUGGGUAUUAUUGUAGCGCAUUUAGUGAUGAAAAACUGCUGCCAAAACUUCAUCAAAAAGAGGUUCCACAACAGUAAGAUGGACGCUGUGAUCAAAGUGGUGCAGAGUUCUCAAGGAUUCAAGUUAAUAGCAUUAGCCAGACUUACUCCUAUUCCAUUUGGAUUACAGAAUGGACUAUUUUCACUAACAGAUAUACCUCUUAUGUCAUAUUGUGCUGCCUCCACAAUUGGAUUGCUGCCAACCACAGUGCUGAAUUGUUACAUGGGCUCCACCCUCCGAACCAUGAGUGACGUUUUAACCGACCAGUCAAAUCAGGCCACUGGUUAUCUCAUAUUAUCAGUUCAGAUCUUGUUAACUGUUGUGUUACUGUGGUUUGUCAUCAGAAAAGCUCGAUCAGAGUUAAAGAAAACAGUGGAGGGCCAAGAGAACCCCUGUAUAGAGCUGCCAGAAGUCACCAACCACGACGAUCACCAUAGCAACAGAAUAACAAAAAAAGUAUCAAAUGGUGUCAUUCAUACGUGAUGCUUCUUGUAACUUUGAUGUGUUGAACUAUAUUUUUUCACUGCUGUUUUUCCUUUUUAUGGAGGAAUUAAUUCUGUUUGCCAUAGAUUUUUGGUUGUGAGUUUGGUGUUGUAUCUAUAGACAAGGAGAUAAUUGGUGUAUGGUAAGUUUUAUGAGAAGUAAGAAGCACAUAAAAAUGCAAUUCUUGUCAUGCAUGUACAAGUUUAUCUUGGGUCCAGUACCUGAUGUACUCCACAAAUUUAUGCAUCAUAGCUAGGUGACAGACGAUCUUCAAUUAAUGUUAUUAUCUUCAAUUGCUUUAUAUGUUUCUUAAUUAUGUCAAUAUUUUAUUAAAAGUGCUGCUUUUAUGUUUUCAAGUGAUAAAUUUUUUAAAAAUUAUUCAUCAAUAUUUAUUUGUUAUUGUGCUUAAUUCCAUAUCCUAGUUUCCCUUUUAUUUUUUGAU
Molecule: messenger RNA, 1893 nt
Organism: Saccostrea cuccullata (small rock oyster)
Lineage: Eukaryota; Metazoa; Mollusca; Bivalvia; Ostreida; Ostreidae
Product: transmembrane protein 64-like
Exons: 4
Coding region: 396-1451 (351 amino acids)
Biological process (GO): regulation of cytosolic calcium ion concentration
Cellular component (GO): endoplasmic reticulum
Source: RefSeq, a predicted model, not a curated record